AUGGCCUCUUCUACAAUUCAAACCCUAACCACAACCUUCCCAAUAAAAGAGAUUUUUGCCCUCCACUUCCUUCAUUCUCUCUCAAAGCUAAGAAGACAAAAAUCCUUCACCGGUAAAACUAGCGAGCGAGCGAGGAAGAUCAAGAUUGCAGCUUACAUUUCCAUGGCCAGAGCCACCGGAGGAACUAGCCGGAGAUGGAGUAGAGCCAUCUUGUGGAGGCUCCAUCGUCGAGCCAAAGCCAGAAAGAUCCUUGGAUAUACAAAACUGAAGAAGAGAUCAUCAGGUGCUGAUGUAGGAAGAAUACGGCGGAGGAGGAAAGACGCGGAGGAGGAUAGGCUGAGAACAGUCGUGCCGGGAGGUGGAGAUAUGGAGACGUUGAGGCUGAUGAUGGAAACAGCUCAUUACAUCAAGUGUCUUACCAUGCAAGUUAACGUCAUGCAAAGCAUCGUUGAUGCCCUAUCCUCCGCGUGA
Messenger RNA from Arabis nemorensis, 471 nucleotides. NCBI's taxonomy places the organism in Eukaryota, Viridiplantae, Streptophyta, Magnoliopsida, Brassicales, Brassicaceae. The record is from the annotation of a GenBank genome assembly.